AUGCAGCAGGGCGAGUUCCUCAACUACGACAUCCUCAUCGGCGUCAACCAGGGCGAGGGCUUGAAGUUCGUGGAGGACUCGCUGGAGAGCGAGGACGGCAUCUCCGCCUCCUACUUCGACUUCACCGUCUCCAACUUCGUGGACAACCUCUACGGCUACCCCCUCUCCACCUUCUACCACCACGGCCAGACGGACGCGCGGCCCGAGUGGGCGGACGCGGCCCACGGGGACGAGAUCCCCUACGUCUUCGGGGUGCCCAUGGUGGGCGCCACCGACCUCUUCCCCUGCAACUUCUCCAAGAACGACGUGAUGCUCAGCGCCGUCGUCAUGACCUACUGGACCAACUUCGCCAAGACCGGG
Messenger RNA from Pelecanus crispus (Dalmatian pelican), 360 nucleotides. NCBI's taxonomy places the organism in Eukaryota, Metazoa, Chordata, Aves, Pelecaniformes, Pelecanidae. The record is from RefSeq and is a predicted model, not a curated record.